AUGUCUCUCAAGUCGAUCAUCUGCAUCGCCGUGGGUGCUUGCACCGCCAUGACAGCCGUGUUGGCAGCACCAGCGGUAUCAGAGCUUUCUUCUCGUCUACGGCAGGCCGUUUGCGACACCAGUCAUGCUGCGCCUUUCUGGGGCUCUUACAGCAGUGCACGCACGGACCAUUUCUACAGCACCGACUACGCCCAAGUGAACAACUCCGUCGCGGACGGUUAUGAGAUCCGAGGCCGGCUCGGGUUCAUCUUCCGCUCGCCAGUCGCCUCGUCCUCCAUCUUCCUGCGACUCUACAACCCGGAUAACUACGACCACUUCUACACCACGAACUCGACCCGCGCAGACACCGACAUCACCAAUCAAGGUUACGUCGACACGGGCUAUGUCGGCUAUGUUUACACGUCAGACGUGUGCGGCAGCGUGCCGCUCUAUCAGCUGUACAAGGCGAGCAUCACCGACCACUAUUACACCACGAAUAAGUCCGAGGCGGACCUAGUCGUCAAGGACGAUGGCUAUGUCCUCCAGGGUGUCGCCGCGUACAUUCUUCCUAACCUCUAACGUACGAAGAGCAAUGCAGACUGGAUUCAACUCCAGUCAAUCCCUUGACAUGGCGUCUCCUCGUAUACGUUUUCGGAGUGUCCAGAUCAUAUCGCUCAUUCUCUUCGUCCUUUCGUUCUCUCGA
Fomitopsis serialis is the source of this 682-nucleotide messenger RNA. RefSeq lists its product as uncharacterized. The transcript has 3 exons. The record is from RefSeq and is a predicted model, not a curated record. The coding region runs from base 1 to 558 and encodes 185 amino acids. NCBI's taxonomy places the organism in Eukaryota, Fungi, Basidiomycota, Agaricomycetes, Polyporales, Fomitopsidaceae.